AUGCUUGGCGUCCCGAUUCCAGCUGAUCCGGAUGCUGGGGUCCCUCCCCGCCAGAGGAAAAAAAUUUGUGGCGGACGGGGGCCUGCCUUGCCCUGGAUGAAACGAGACAGCAUGACGGCCGUGACGGACGGCGUCAGGUCGGGUCGAUGUGUCAGGUCGGCCUCCGGACGGUCCUCGACUCCUCAACGGCUGAUCCCGCGGGAGGAUGGAGGAUGGACGGACGGACGGGCGCAGGGGGCUCUGAUUGAUCGAGGACGGGCGACCGGAGAGGUGACGACGGCACGUCGCGUAGCGAACCUACCCAACAGCUGGCCGCCCUGGCCUCGCCGGCCUCGCUGGCACCGCAGGCACCGCAAGCACCGCGGCAUGACCUCACCCCGUUCGAUUCGAUUCGUCGCGGGCGGCCCGACCAACGCUCCCGUCGUAUUGGCCGCCCGCGAUGUGCCCGAGCCUCCAUCGACGCAGUCGCACGGCCAGCGUACAAAAUAA
Molecule: messenger RNA, 489 nt
Organism: Purpureocillium lilacinum
Lineage: Eukaryota; Fungi; Ascomycota; Sordariomycetes; Hypocreales; Ophiocordycipitaceae
Source: RefSeq, a predicted model, not a curated record